UCAGUUUCUCAAGGCUGCCAAAAACUCCACCACCAAAAAAAAAAAAAAAUUCAGAGAUCAGAUCUAAAUUAAUUAGCUAACAGAAAAGAAGAAAGCAAUAAUGGCGACUCUUGAGGUUCUUCAGAUGGUUGAAGAAGGUCUCCUUUCAUCUCCUCCAAAAGCUGAAAAUGAAAAACCCCGAGAUUUGUCCAUCGAGAAGAAGAUCGAUUUCCUUGAGAGCUUGACUGGCAAAGUUAGCAACCGUCGAUCUCGGAGAUGGUUAAAUGAUCGAUUGCUGAUGGAGCUUGUGCCUCGUUUAGAUGCAGAAGAAAUUAGAGGCUUGUUUGCUCCACCACCUUGGGGUGAUGAUGUACCACUGUCACCAUUUUGCAUGACUAAUAUGGGAGAGUGGGACAAGUUUAGGAAUAUAGACAUGGACAAGCAGGCUAAUAUUAUUGACAGACUAAAUAGGAGGUCUGUCAAAAGGGAAGGUCGUGUUGAUGCUGAUAAGAUGGCUGUCUUGAAUGCAUGGCAUAGAAUAGAUUGCCGAACUAGAGAUGCACUUCGUCGUAGCUUCCUUGUAGAACUUAUUGAGAGCUAUGAGGCAUGCAUCCGGGUUUUCAUUCAAGAUGGUGGAGAUGAAGUUCUAUCAUUACGGGUUCAAGAUCCCUUUCAUAGAUUGUUGCUGCAUGGUGUCUGUGAGUUCUACAACUUGGCCUCAGUGACUGAGACAGAGUCAAAGGAUGCAGAGUCAUUUAAGACGACAAAAAUAAAGAAGAAAAUGGCUGUAGUUGAGCUCCCGAAUAUCACUGUUUCCAAUUUUUUGAGAAUGUCCAAGGAAGGUGUACGGUAGCUCCAAUGGGAUGGAUCUCCAAUUGAUGUAUGUAAAUAAAGUGAUCCUUGAUGAAGCCUGACUUAUGGAUGCAAUAUUUUAUUAUGAUGGGUCAGCCUGUUCAUUUUGUAUCAUUGAUAACAUUUUAGGUUGUAUUUGUUGGCACAAAUGUCAGUAAAUGAAGGCUAUUUUGCAAAUCAGUUGGAUAUUUGGUUACU
Molecule: messenger RNA, 1029 nt
Organism: Populus euphratica (Euphrates poplar)
Lineage: Eukaryota; Viridiplantae; Streptophyta; Magnoliopsida; Malpighiales; Salicaceae
Product: R3H domain protein
Exons: 7
Coding region: 101-832 (243 amino acids)
Molecular function (GO): nucleic acid binding
Source: RefSeq, a predicted model, not a curated record